AUGUCUCUUCCCAGGUCCACCAAAGAACUGGCUCAGGAUGCUAGUAAUUAUGAUUACUCCUCGCAUACGCCAUUCCAGAUGUGGGUGAUCACCUCCUCUAGAAUGCUACACCAUGCCCACUCCUAUGCAGUACAGAAGUACUACGAGGAGGCGUAUAAGCUGUACGUGCGAUUUCUCAAUCUAAUGCUGACACAUCUUUACUCGCAUCCGGAGAUAGGUAUCUAUAAAAAUGCAUUUUCGGUGGAUAAGACAUCCAAGGAUGGGAAAGUCUAUGGUGACUAUCUACGGCUGAAGGCCAAGAUCCCAGAGAUAAUGAAGGAGUGCGAGAAUUUCAAAGCCAUUAUCAACGAGAAGCACGAAGCUUACUUGAAGCAUCUUUCAGAGAGGGAAUUGGAGGCGAAAAGGGCAGCACAACAACAGCAGGAGCAGAGGCAGCGGCAAUGGGAUCUUCAAUCAUCAUCAACUAAGCCUCAAUCAGUAUCUCCUUCCUUCAAGAGCCCCUCGGAUAACGAUCAAAAACUACUCAAAAGCCUCAGAGAGCUUGGUUUCAACGAUAAAAAUUCUUUCAACAAUGCAACUGCUAAUAUACAAACUCUACCCACCUACCCAGUCAUACCGUCAUACACCGAACAUCGGCCCGAUGAAAGGUUUAUGUAUGAUCUGCCAACAGCGAAACCAUCAGCUCCAGAGCUUCCACCAAAGGAGAAACUGGAUGAACCGAAGACGAUAGAUUUUACAUCUCAAGAUGAACUUCAGCAUAAAACAACAAAUUUCACGGAGGGAGGAUCACCAAUGAGAACCAUUUUCCUUCCCUCUUCUCUCCAAUCAACCUUUCUCAAACUAGCCAAAAAGAACACCUCUCGCAAAUUAGAAACGUGUGGUAUGCUAUGUGGAAAACUUUCUCGGAAUGCUUAUUUUGUCACGCAUCUAAUAAUACCUGAUCAAGACUGCACGCCCAACACUUGCACCACCAAGAACGAGGACAAAGUGUUUGGGGUAGUUGAUUCGCUGGGAAUUUUUGUGCUAGGAUGGAUACACACCCAUCCAACACAGUCCUGUUUCAUGUCAUCCGUUGAUCUUCACACGCACCAUUCAUACCAGGUGAUGUUGAACGAGGCCAUUGCCAUAGUCUGUGCACCCAAGUUUGACCAGAUGGGCAUCUACCGACUUACGGAUCCACCAGGAAUUCCCACUAUUGCAAACUGCAACAAAAAGGGGUUCCAUCCACACGACGAGAAGAACAUUUACGUUCAAUGUGGUCAUUCGAGCCAAACAAAGGGUCACGUCAUUAUAAGAGACGGCUUGCCAUUUGAUGUCCAAGAUCUAAGAUGA
Messenger RNA from Kuraishia capsulata CBS 1993, 1332 nucleotides. RefSeq lists its product as uncharacterized. The transcript has a single exon. Gene Ontology annotation, molecular function: protein binding; K63-linked deubiquitinase activity; metal-dependent deubiquitinase activity. Gene Ontology annotation, cellular component: endosome; membrane. Gene Ontology annotation, biological process: protein K63-linked deubiquitination. The record is from RefSeq and is a predicted model, not a curated record. NCBI's taxonomy places the organism in Eukaryota, Fungi, Ascomycota, Pichiomycetes, Pichiales, Pichiaceae. The coding region runs from base 1 to 1332 and encodes 443 amino acids.